This is a messenger RNA of Neltuma alba, 1798 nucleotides long. RefSeq lists its product as uncharacterized. Gene Ontology annotation, molecular function: protein binding. NCBI's taxonomy places the organism in Eukaryota, Viridiplantae, Streptophyta, Magnoliopsida, Fabales, Fabaceae. The record is from RefSeq and is a predicted model, not a curated record. The coding region runs from base 447 to 1439 and encodes 330 amino acids. The transcript has 7 exons.
GUUUCUUUUCUGUCUUCUCCCAUUUCUUACCAGUUACGUUCCCGACCUGUACUCACGGCGUUCCUAACGUGUGCUAAUCGGACGGCCACUGUUUUCCCGGCGUGCACUGUGGCAAUCUCUCUUCAUUCCUGGACAUUAUCACCUCUUCCUUGUUCUACUGUCCUCUCCGCUUCCGUUCAAAGCUGACUACAGCGCGACAACCCUUUCUCCUCUCCGGCCGCAAACCCUCUAUUUGAGCCUCCCUAGUCCUGGCAUAAUUAUAUUUUGGAAAAGGCUCUUUCUUUCUUCGAGCUACUUUCGCUCUUUGAGCUUCCAGUUUCAGCAUGGGAUUAGGGCAUCCCUCUUUGCUUCUCGAUCCAUUGUAUUGAUGCAUCUCGCCCGAGUUGGUACAUUUGUCUUUGGAGAUUUCUUUUCAAAGUUCAUUAUUUAGGGUGUUGUUCAUCGAUAUGGCUGAUAGUUCGAGGGGUCGAGUUACCAUUACUCUUGGGCACAGUGGUCAGGUUGUCAAGAGGGACCAAUCUACGGCGGAUGUUCCCUUCCCUUCCUAUGCUGCAGUUGGCACUAAGCGGUCUGUGAGAGAUAGACUUGGAAAUGAUACCGAGAGUUCAUUGUGGAAUGGGAAUGAUCUCAGCAACUAUAAAAGACAGCGAGGAGAUAUAAGCUCGCAAAAUGGGUUCAAUGGUAAUGGGCGGAUUGGCAAAGAUGACCUUCGAUUGAAGCUUAUGCGAAAAAGUGCAUCUAGAUUGGCUGAGAGUAAUGGUGGCAAGAGGCACAUGGACCUUCGUGAAAAAUUGUCAAGGGUAGCUCCAUCUGCAGCAGCCAAUAGUAGUUCAAAGCAGAACUUGUCUGAACCAAGGGAAACAAGUAUGUUGGGACGAAUCCCUUCUGCUAGAAGUUCUGGUGAUUUAGCACGUAUGGAAUCAGUGCGAAGUUCAUAUUCACCGUGGACAUUGGAUCAUAUCAGAAGAAGAUCACCCGAAGGGCUUCCAAGCACUUCCAGGGGAAUUUCCCCUCAAAGAAAAAUGGAAGACCUGCAGAGAAGGCCUUCGAACAGGACUUAUGAUAGUAUCAGGUCAGCUCCAUGUAGGGAUGUUGAGGCUUCAAGACCUCCUAGCACUGCACCUUCAUCUUUUGUGGCCCACUCCACAGCAUCCACUUUACCUCUAGUAACUGCUAAGCCUGUAGCACCUCAUCAAGGGCAACUGCCCCCACCACGGACCCCAUUUGUGGGCAAUGAACAGCAGACGCCCCAAACUGUUGAUGGUCUGUUGCAUGCAUUGGGACUGGGAAAAUAUGCCAUUCUUUUCAAAGCUGAGGAAGUGGAUAUGACUGCGUUAAAGCAGAUGGGAGAAAAUGACCUUAAAGAGCUUGGGAUUCCCAUGGGUCCGAGGAAAAAAAUUCUGCUCGCUCUCUUGCCACGUGCCAAGCGCCAACCGUGACAUCUAUCCUGCAUGAUGUUUGAUGUGGAGGCUGAUGCAUGUCAGGAUCACCAGGUUUUUUCGGGUGACGAACCCACAUUUCCGAGAAUCUCCACUUGAGAAUUGCAGCCUUAACCUCUUACGGGGUUGAGUUCCAGUGGAUCCACUUCCUCAUUUUUUUGCAUUCAAGAACGCUAUCAUUUAGGUUUCAAUUAGCAAUAUUUGUGUGUAAAGUAUUCCCUUGUUUUUCUCUGAGAAGAAUAGGAAAUGGAUUUGUCUAAAAUGUCCUGAACAGAAGUUGACAAUUCUGUAACUCUGAAGAUAGUGCUUUGCAUUCAGCAAAAUUUUGUUAUGUCAGCAAAAUACGUUGGAUAUUUUCA